This is a messenger RNA of Fusarium fujikuroi IMI 58289, 621 nucleotides long. RefSeq lists its product as uncharacterized. The record is from RefSeq and is a predicted model, not a curated record. The transcript has a single exon. Lineage: Eukaryota; Fungi; Ascomycota; Sordariomycetes; Hypocreales; Nectriaceae. The coding region runs from base 1 to 621 and encodes 206 amino acids.
AUGGUGCCUCAACCACUCAACCUUACUAAGAAUUCUUUUCUUUCAGCUCCAGCAGCAAGAGCUUUUGGACCCAAGACACCAACAGAUAUACCCAGCUUCACCCAAACCUCAAGUCCUCCACGCCUCAUGGCGCCAAGACAGCGUCGUCGCGCUACAGUGAUUGCACUCAACGGCCGAAUACCUCCCCACUUUGCCUUGGAGUCUCCCCCACGCAGGCGUAAAAGCGCGACUGAUCGUCGUAAGAGUUUACAGCCGCAUCUCUGCUCAGCUCAGACUCUCACUUUACGUAAUCCAAGCAAUGGUCUCAUGCAGCGGAGUUCUGCGGAACGCAACAGUAUAUGCGACUGCACUUCGGGCCUGGAUAUAAAGUUGACGGAGCUUUGCGUCGAGCGACCAGAUCGCGAGCCUCUGCAAUCGCCGGCGUUGUUUGCACCUUGUCGCUGGAGUAUCCCUUCUCCGACCCCGGGGACCUCUUUCGAGCGGAAUGAGCAUAUUUAUCAGUUUCAGGGUCACUGUGACGGGAGUCGUAAGAAUCGACGGGCUACGUGGGCAUUUGACGUGGAUGGGGGACUGAACAAAUUACCGUCUUGUCCGUUCUGGACAUGUCCAGAGUAUCGAUAG